Pediculus humanus corporis (human body louse) is the source of this 1326-nucleotide messenger RNA. RefSeq lists its product as uncharacterized. Lineage: Eukaryota; Metazoa; Arthropoda; Insecta; Psocodea; Pediculidae. The transcript has 8 exons. The coding region runs from base 1 to 1326 and encodes 441 amino acids. The record is from RefSeq and is a predicted model, not a curated record.
AUGCAGAAGAGCGUGGAAGAAGAUUCCGUACAGGGUAUCACGUGCCGUGCAUUUACCAGCACUCUGUUUCCGAGGUAUCCAGAUUUAUCCCUGAGGCUCUUCGGUUACCUACACUACUCGUCGGGAUCCACGACGGUCGACAGGAUAUCUCAAUCCGCAUUCAAGUCACAAGUAGACAAAUUGUUAUCCGUCAUUUCCGACGAGUCUCUCAUCGAAGUUUACGUUAAGAUGUUCGCAGCUUGCAAUCCGGAAAUCAGUAGAGAAAAUUACAGGGAUUUGAUAAUGACGGCGUAUAAGUUAGCGAUGGAUCAUUACCCGGAAGGUGCUCAAACGUGUAUAAAAAUAUACAGGACGGUUCAAGCCGUUAUCGACUCGACCUUUCACAGAAAAGAAAACGUUUCCGUUCCGUUUGCUGCACAUUGGUUGGGCGUUCACUGUCCCAAACUCGUUUCCGGCGUUCACAAAUACGUGGUGCAUGUACUUACGACGGCUUAUAGAACGGCCGGACAAAACGUUACGCAAACGGAGCAAGUGGGUUUAGAAUUGACGACUCCCGUUUUGGACAAGUCUUUUACAUUUACGACGAGUAGUUCCGGUGAUAAUUCUUCCGUUAGUCUUCCCCUAAGUCAAGUAUGGUUGCUGGCGACCUCGUUACCUCCUCUGUUCACGAAACCACAGCAAUUGACUCCAUCGACGAGUUCGAACGGUAUCACAUCGCAAAGCAGUCAUCUCAUACUCGUUAAAAUGAUUGGCUCGGUUUUUCCAUCGCAUUGGGUCCCUUUGUACAACAGUAAUUCACAAGGACUCGGAGCCAAUCGGUUUUUGACUCACGUACUUAAUUACAGGGGAGCCACGCUCGUUUUUCUGAGGGGCGAGGGAGGAGUCGAAUUCAUGUUGGGUUCUAGUUCGGAAUGGAAGGAAUCUCACCAGUACAGAGGAGAAGAAAACUGUGUCAUCAUGCAGCUAUUGCCAGAAUAUCACGUCAUCGAGCGUGGUCCGAAAAUAUUAUAUUUAAACACGAGUAUUAGGGGGUACCCGAAAGGGAUCCGAGCAGGCUCCGAUCCUAGGAAACCCGCCAUAGUCGUAAACGAAGAUUUCAACAAGGUGACGUACAAGGAAAUCCCUUAUCAUUUGAUAAGCGUUGAAGUUUGGGGAUGCGGAAAACCCGAGCAAAGGGAAGCACAAUUGGAAAUUAAAAAAUGGGAAAUAAAAGAAGCGGAAAAACAAAGGGUCGUGAAAAUAAACGCGGCCGAAUGGGUCGAUCAUCCAGACAGGUACUUAUUGGAACUUGCCGGCAGACCUGUGUACAACAACACGGCCAGUUGA